This is a messenger RNA of Stegastes partitus (bicolor damselfish), 3428 nucleotides long. RefSeq names its product A kinase (PRKA) anchor protein 17A (gene akap17a). The record is from RefSeq and is a predicted model, not a curated record. Bases 143 to 2197 code for a protein of 684 amino acids. Lineage: Eukaryota; Metazoa; Chordata; Actinopteri; Pomacentridae. The transcript has 7 exons.
GCAUGCAGCUGGUUUUUAAUGGAUGUUUUUUUUUUUUUUACUUGCAUUGUUUGACUCUCCAUAAAUCAUUGCAAUAAGUUUGUUGCUUUUUUUCUUUAACCGGGAGGCUAACUGACGUUGGCUUCCCAACCUAUCCGCAACAAUGACCACCAUAGUCCACGACACUACGGAGGCAGUGUGCCUCUCCACUGACUACAGCCUGUACCUCAAGCCCAUCGCCAAAAUGACCGUCAGCGUGGCUUUGCCUCAGCUCAAGCUGCCAGGCAAGAGCAUCUCCAACUGGGAGGUGAUGGAGAGGGUCAAGGCCAUGGUAGCUCCAGAGCAGUUUGCAGCCCUGCGAAUCUCCAAGAGCACCAUGGACUUCAUCCGCUUCGAAGGGGAGGUGGAAAACAAGACGGUGGUGAAGAGCCUGCUGAGUCGCCUGGAUGGGAAGAGCAUCAAACUCAGUGGAUUUACUGAUGUGCUGAAGGUACGUGCAGUAGAGAAUAAAGUGGACUUCCCUACUCGUCACGACUGGGACUCAUUUUUCCGUGACGCCAAGGACAUGAACGAGACCCUGCCAGGAGAGAGGCCUGACACCAUCCACCUGGAAGGACUUCCUUGUCGCUGGUUCAGUCAGAAGGACAGCCUGUUCCCUGACCGGCCCUCAGAAGAAGUUCUUAUUGCUGUUUUCCAGACAUUUGGCAAGGUGCGAAAUGUUGACAUCCCCAUGCUGGACCCAUACAGGGAGGAGAUGCUGGACAAGAACUUCAGUACAUUCAGCUUCGGUGGUCAUCUGAACUUCGAGGCUUAUGUCCAGUAUCAGGAAUACUGCGGCUUCACGAAGGCCAUGGACACUCUGCGCAGCAUGAAGCUGAUGCUGAAAGGAGACGAUGGAAAGGCAGUGGCCUGUAACAUCAAGGUGACCUUUGACACCAGCAAGCAUCUCAGUGAGUCAGCUCUGAAGAGGAGAAGCCUGGAGAGGCAGAAGCUACAGGAGCUGGAGAGGCAGAGAGAAGAGCAGAAACGUCGGGAGAAGGAAGAGGAGGAGCGGCGUAAGGAGGAGGAGAGGAAACAGAAGGAGCAGGAAGAGGAGGAGAAGGAGAGGAAGAAGGAGGAGAGGAUACGGAAACGAGAGCAGAAGCUACGUGAGCGGGAGGAGAGGAGGAAUCUGAAGAAGGUGAGGCGGCAACAGGAGGAGGAGCAGAAGAAGCUGCAGAUGAAGAUCGCCAUGGAGGAGAGGAGGCUCCUUCUGGCUCAGCGCAACCUGGAGUCGAUCCGGCUCAUUGCUGAGCUGUUGGCCAGGGCCAAGGCGCUGAAGCAGCAGCAGCAGGAGAAAGAGAGGGCUGAACGCGAGGAGAAGGAGAGGCAGGAGCAGGCUCGACAGAAGGAGGAAUUAGCCCGUCUUCAGCAGCUGGAGGCCUGUCGACGCAAACAGGAGGAGGAGUUGCGAAGGGUGGAGGUGGAGAAGGAGCGAGCACUAGAGCUGCAACGUAGAGAGAAGGAGCUGCGCGAGAGGCUGCUUUGCAACCUGUUGAAGAAGAGCUGCGGGAAAACGGCAGGACCUGCCGGCACGCAGGACCAAGAAGUCCCUGAGACAAGUGAAGGGACGUCUGAUCCUGGUGAUGUGAUGGUUGGGGUCCUGGGUUUGGUGAACGGAGGAAAAGCUGCUGAGAGCAAAGAAAAACAAGCGUCCAAAUCCAGCGUGCACUCCCAUGCUUUGGGGAAAAACAAAGCAACGGAGGAGAGGAGAGGAGGGGAGGACAGGAAAAAAGACAGAGAAGGAAGGAGGGAAGAGGUGCUAAGGAGCAGGCAGAGUAGGGAGCAAGCGAGGGGCCACCCCCACAGAGAAAGGAGCUCAUACAGUCGGGGCAGGAGGAGGCGCUCCCACAGCUACAGCAGGAGGAGAAGGAGCUCCAGCCGCCGAAGGAGGAGCUCCAGUCGUCAAAGGAGGAGCCACAGUCAUCAUCACGGCGGCAGGAGGCGCAGCCACAGCCACUGCAGCCGGAGCACAUGCUCCAGCAGAGAUAGGAGCCGGAGCAGCAGUGGGAGGAGUUACAGCGGAGGGAGGAGCCACAGGCGUAGCCACCGCCGAGGCAGCAGAGGCAGCUCAAAGAGCAGCAACAAAAGUAGAGACCGGAGGAGUCACAGUCACUACAGUCGAAGAUACAGGAGACACAGCAACUGUAGAGAUAGAAGCCACUCCAGGCGACGCUGAACUCAUCACUGUAAUGAUUUUAUUGACUGAUUUAUUCACAAUUUUGGGACUUACAGCUAGAGUCUAACAACUUUCAGAGACAGGAUAGAUAUUUUUGGUCCCUUAGUUAAGUAACGCUCCUACUGGCUUUUUUCUGAACAGGGCUGCUUGGCAUAAAACAAGAAAUCUUACAUCGAAAAACUCGACUACAAAAAAAAAAAAGUCAAGUCCAAGCAAUAAAUUCAUGAAGCGUACCACAUAUUUGAACCAUGUUAAGUCGAUUCUGCAGCGAUGCGCUUAUCUCUUUAGUCAUUUAUUUCCCCAGCAGCUCAUAUUUUGGAUUAACGUUACUCGCGCAUAAGAAAUUCCAAAUAUUUAGAAUAUUUACAUUGAACAAGGUCAUGGCUUAAAAAGGAAACUUUACUGUGUGGUUUGGUUUUAAGAGAACAUUCUUAUUAUUAUUCUUCUGUCAGUGAAAAUGAUUUUAAAAAGAGACUAUUUAAAUGUGGUUCAUUAUGUAGCUGUUGGUAUUCAUCAUACUAAAAGAUGAGAACAGUGAUUUGGCAAAUUUAAAUUUGAAAAGAAUAAUCUCGGCCCGUGGUUCGUAGACUGACACACCAGUCUAACCUUUCCUGAAACAUAAAACCCACUGAUGACCUCUUAUUGUUGUCUAUGAAGGGCCACAGGAAGCUUGAAUACAAACUGUGUCUGGUUUUCUUCUCAGCCUUUCAUCCACAUCUGUAGCCUAACUAUGGAAAACAUAAGAGGCUCCUGUAUGAAGUUGUCGGCAUGAGGUUUCAAACACUUUGUUUUCUGACGAGCAUGUGAUCUACAUCUUAUGGCUGCUGUAGUUGUGGCAGAUGUUUAAGAGAACCGUUGUGAAUGACUGCUGCUCCAUUACAACUGUGAAUUUUCCGCAGACUAUUGUAAGAAUCCCUCCGUUUUAAAGCUGUCAGGCACACCGACUGAUUUCAUUGUCAUGUUUUAGCUGCCUAGCUGUGUCAGUAUUUAGGUUUUUAUUGAGCUCUACAACAAAGGACUUGUCGUGACUGAGCGGCUGCAUUCGUAAUGAUCACAUAGUUUUAGUUGAGACGUUUUGAUUUUGGAGUGAUUGGAGGAAUUGUUUUGUUCGGAAGGAAAGCAUGACUUGAUGUUUUGGAAGCAUACUGAUGUAUUAAACUCAUCCCAGCGCUCCCUCUCUGCUUGGUUAUAUGUCAGUCUUGAAUAAAAGUGAUGGAUUUGAGGCCUUAAA